Molecule: messenger RNA, 605 nt
Organism: Dicentrarchus labrax (European seabass)
Lineage: Eukaryota; Metazoa; Chordata; Actinopteri; Moronidae
Gene: spcs1
Product: signal peptidase complex subunit 1
Exons: 4
Coding region: 133-441 (102 amino acids)
Biological process (GO): protein targeting to ER
Cellular component (GO): signal peptidase complex; endoplasmic reticulum membrane
Source: RefSeq, a predicted model, not a curated record
ACUGUGGAGUAACCGGGAGGGUCCUUCACAACACAACGUAGCUCUUUUAGACACCGGAAGUCAGACUGCUAUGGUUCGCAUCCGUUUGAGCCAAAUCUUUUCUGUUUAUUCCUGAUCAUUUUCAGUGAAAAGAUGCUGUCUGUAUUCAAGAACAUUCCCACGCACAUGGAUUAUAAAGGCCAGAAGUUGGCUGAGCAGAUUUUCCAAGGAAUAAUACUCAUCUCAGCGGUGAUUGGGUUCGUGUAUGGUCUGAUCGUUGAACAGUUUGGGUGGACAGUGUACAUAGUCUUGGCUGGUUUUGCUGUGUCCUGUGUGUUGACCCUGCCUCCAUGGCCUAUGUACAGACAGAACCCUCUGUCCUGGCAGCCAACUUUACCAGAGACCAGCGGGGAACCCAGCCAAAAACCUCAGGAAAGUCUCAAGAAGAAGAAGCACAAAUAACUCAGCACUGUCCCUGCCUGACUGUUAAUACAUCCUUUUAUAUUGGAAAUUAUUUAGAAUUUUGUCUCACAGCUUACAUUUAGUAUUUGGGAAGAAAUCAUUGUUACAGCAUCAGUCAAUAAUGAAAUACUUGUGUGUCAAAGUAAUAAACAUCUGAUACCGUC